Rhinichthys klamathensis goyatoka is the source of this 1011-nucleotide messenger RNA. RefSeq names its product HUS1 checkpoint clamp component (gene hus1). Lineage: Eukaryota; Metazoa; Chordata; Actinopteri; Cypriniformes; Leuciscidae. The coding region runs from base 109 to 999 and encodes 296 amino acids. The record is from RefSeq and is a predicted model, not a curated record. The transcript has 8 exons. Gene Ontology annotation, biological process: nucleotide-excision repair; meiotic DNA integrity checkpoint signaling; mitotic DNA replication checkpoint signaling. Gene Ontology annotation, cellular component: nucleolus; checkpoint clamp complex; site of double-strand break.
GGACGGAAGAGUUCUCCGUCGGACCGCUGGCGCGAAAUCUCACAUGAAUGUCAACAAAAACAGAGAAAACUCCUCAAAGUAUUAAAAUAUUACGUUUACUGGCGCAAAAUGAAGUUUCGAGCUAAAAUCAUCGAUGUUGGAUGUUUAAAUCACUUCACACGUGUGGUGAACACUGUGUCCAAACUCAGCAAGGCGUGUGUGUUGAGACUCACCUGUGAUCACCUGUUCUUCGUGCUGUCGGGUAAAGUGGCUUCCGGAGGAGUCAGUAUGUGGUGUGAGCUUGCACAGGUGAACUUCUUCGAUGAGUUCCAGCUGGAGGGAGUGUCGGCCGACGCUAACGAGAUCUUCCUGGAACUGGCGCCGGAGAAUCUGUCCCGGGCCUUAAAGACGGCUCAGAACGCCCGAUCCGUGAAGAUCAAACUGACCAAGAAGAACUGCCCGUGUCUCACGCUGGCGGCGGAGCUGCCCUCUCUCUCCGGGGUCAGUCGUGUGGUCACUCAUGAUAUCCCGGUGGAUGUGAUUCCCAGGAGACUCUGGCACGACUUCCGGGAGCCGCAGAUGCCGGACUACGACGUCAGCAUAUACCUGCCGCCGCUGAAGACCAUGAGGAGCGUCGUCGACCGCAUGAAGAACCUCUCCAACUAUCUGCGCUGUAUAGAUGAACGAGACGUGACUGUGUUUCAGGUGAUGGAGGCGAAUAUGAACGGGGAAAUGAAUCUCAAGAUUGAAACGGACCUGGUUUCUGUCACAACACACUUCAAAGAGCUGGGGAACCCACCCUGGGGUGAGGACGGGUCUCAGAGCACCAGUGCAAGUCACAGAGACUCAGAGGUCAUGGCUCAGACACGCCUGGACAUCCGGAAACUGCAGCAGUUCCUGACGGGACAACAGGUCAAUCCCAGCAAAGCCAUGUGCAAUAUAGUUCACAAUAGGAUCCUUCACCUGAUCUUCCUGCAUGAGGAUGUUUCUCUUCAGUACUUCAUCCCAGCUGUGGUGUGACUGACUGUGGUG